Molecule: messenger RNA, 4407 nt
Organism: Phodopus roborovskii (desert hamster)
Lineage: Eukaryota; Metazoa; Chordata; Mammalia; Rodentia; Cricetidae
Gene: Mtmr12
Product: myotubularin related protein 12
Exons: 16
Coding region: 75-2315 (746 amino acids)
Source: RefSeq, a predicted model, not a curated record
CGCCGCCGCUGCCGAAGCCCGAGGCUGAACCGCCGCCUCUGCUGCCUCGCGUCGCUGCUUCGCCAGGCGGGGGAAUGCUGGGGAAAGGGGGAGUCGGCGGUGGCGGCGGCACCAAGGCGCCCAAGCCUUCCUUCGUAUCGUAUGUGCGCCCUGAGGAAAUUCAUGCAAAUGAAAAGGAAGUAACAGAGAAGGAAGUCACUCUUCACUUGUUGCCAGGUGAACAACUGCUCUGUGAAGCCAGCACAGUCUUGAAGUAUGUGCAGGAAGAUUCCUGUCAGCGGGGCGUCUAUGGGAGACUGGUCUGUACGGACUUCAAGAUCGCCUUCUUGGGGGAUGAUGACUCAGCCUUGGACAAUGGAGGUGAAACUCAGUUUAAGAAUAAGAUUGUAGGAGAAAAUGAUGUUCCACUUCACUGUGUGGAUCAGAUUUAUGGAGUAUUUGAUGAGAAAAAAAAACCUCUGUUUGGACAACUGAAGAAAUACCCCGAGAAGCUUGUUAUUCACUGCAAAGAUCUGCGGGUGCUACACUUUUGUCUGAGGUACACAAAGGAAGAGGAAGUCAAAAGGAUUGUCUGUGGCAUAAUCCAUCAUACCCAAUCUCCUAAACUGCUGAAAAGACUGUUUCUGUUUUCCUAUGCAGCUGCAGUGCACAGCACAGCCACUGAUCCCAGGAACCAUACUGUAAUGUUUGACACACCUAAAGACUGGUCUUGGGAGCUGGAGCGGACUAAGGGUAGUGUGAAGUACAAAACAGUGCGUGUAAAUGAAGGCUACAGAAUCUGUGACAGGUUGCCAGCAUACUUUGUUGUUCCCACUCCCCUUCUCGAAGAGGAUGUGCAGCGUUUUCAGGGCCAUGGCAUACCAAUCUGGUGUUGGUCCUGCCACAAUGGAAGCGCCCUUUUGAAAAUGUCAGCACUGCCCAAAGAGCAAGAUGAUGGCGCUCUGCAGAUCCAGAAGAACUUCUUGGACGGAAUUUACAAGACCAUCCACAGGCCACCCUAUGAAAUUGUUAAAACUGAAGACUUAUCAAGCAACUUCCUGACCCUGCAGGAAAUCCAGAAUGCAUACUGUAAAUUUAAGCAGCUGUUUCUGAUAGAUAACAGUACGGAAUUUUGGGACACAGAUAUAAAGUGGUUUUCUCUGUUAGAAAGCAGCAGCUGGCUUGAUAUAAUCAGACGCUGCCUAAAGAAAGCAAUAGAGAUUACAGAAUGCCUGGAAGCUCAGAGCAUGAAUGUCCUCCUCUUGGAAGAGAACGCAUCUGACCUCUGCUGCCUCCUGUCCUCACUGGUGCAAGUGAUGAUGGACCCCCACUGUCGAACCAGGACUGGGUUCCAGAGCCUCAUCCAAAAGGAGUGGGUCAUGGGUUGCCACUCCUUCUUGGAUCGCUGCAACCAUCUCCGACAGAGUGACAAAGAGGAAGUCCCAGUGUUCCUGCUUUUCUUAGACUGUGUCUGGCAGCUUGUGCACCAGCACCCUCCAGCAUUUGAGUUCACAGAGACUUUCCUGACUGUUCUGUCAGAUAGCUUAUACAUACCUAUUUUCAGCACCUUCUUCUUCAAUUCGCCUCAUCAAAAAGAUACUAACGUGGGUAGGGAAAGCCUGGAUACACAAAGCAAGCCUUUGACUCUGCUCACCGUGUGGGAUUGGUCAGUACAGUUUGAACCCAAAGCACAGACAUUGCUUAGAAACCCUCUCUAUGUGGAAAAGCCAAAACUGGACAAAGGCCAGAGGAAAGGAUCACGUUUCAAACAUCAGCGACAGCUUUCUUUGCCACUCACCCAGUCGAAGUCAUCUCCCAAAAGAGGAUUUUUCAGAGAAGAAACAGAUCAUUUAAUCAAAAACCUUUUAGGCAAGAGAAUUAGUAAGCUUAUUAACUCUUCUGACGAGUUCCAGGACAACUCUCGAGAGUUCUAUGACAACUGGCAUAGUAAGCCCACAGACUACCACGGCUUGUUACUGCCUCACAUCGAGGGGCCAGAAAUCAAGGUGUGGGCCCAGCGCUACUUACGUUGGAUUCCAGAAGCCCAAAUCCUGGGUGGUGGCAGAGUGGCCACUAUGAGCAAACUGUUGGAGAUGAUGGAGGAAGUACAGAGCUUACAGGAAAAAAUCGACGCCAAGCACCACAGACAGGAGGCGCACACACAGGCACCGUGUCUGCUCAGGAACUCUGCCCGCCUGUCCUCUUUGUUCCCUUUUGCAAUGCUCCAGCGACAUUCCUCUAAGCCUGUCUUACCCACCAGUGGCUGGAAAGCUCUGGGAGGUGAAGAUGACUUGGCCAAACGAGAAGACGAGUUUGUGGACCUAGGGGAUGUGUGACCUGUCUCCUCAGGGACUGUGUGAAAGAGGCAUGCCAGAGGGUGGGACAGCUGUUCCUGGACUGGUGUCACGGUGUUAGUCCAGUACUGUGGAGGAGAAAGCCCAGGCUCCCGGGAAGAGAGCUGGUUCUUCUUUCUUUCCCAGUCUAAAAGAUGAUGCAAUUAAAGCUGUGUCUCCAGCACUCAGAGAACAGAUCCUGCUUGACCUGCCAUAGGAUUGGAGUCAUUUCCUGACACCUGUAUAACAUGUACACAAAAUGCCUCACGGCCAGGUUGCUGUGAAAUCUUCCUUCUAUUUUCUGUGCCAAGAUAAUUAUGUAGCCUUGGGAACAAGAGCGAGGUCAGCUUUAUAUAGUGUCUGUAAAUGGAGAGACGGAAAAAUAUUCCUUUUCUAUGGAAUUUUCCAUAGAAAAGCUGGAAAAUUCCACUGGUGUCAUUCAUCCUAACAUUCAGACCCUUCUCCCUUGACUGUAACAAGGUGGGGUGGUGGCAGCCACCCUUCCUCUUUCCUGGGCCGACAUUCCUAACUUCCUUCUUCCUGCUCCUUGCCAUCUGCACUGCCCACCUUGGUGCAAAUUGUCCCAGUGUCUUGCUGCUGACCUCUUGAUUAAACUGGGGAAUCCCUCUGUCUUCCAAGGGGAGCUUCCAUUCCUUGGAUCCCUCCAUUUUGAGCAUGCAUUUGGUCUUCUAUUUAUGUCCAGAGGCUCAUGGCACCUGGACUGUUGCCUCUCCGCAACCCCUCAGUUGCUCCCCACUCCUUCCCCCUUACUGUCAUGGACACUAGGGCAGGCAGGUCACUUUCACAGGAAAGCCAUUGUGUCACAUGUGAUUAUCACGGGAUGCCUCAGUAAUUUAAAAGCCAUAGAAGAAACUCAGCUCUGCCUGGUCACCUUGGAUCUGCUGUUUUAAAGAUAAUAUAUUUUUUUUAGGGUUUGAAAGUAUACUUUGUAAGGAUCAUUCCUGUUGUUCUUAAUGGAACCCUGUGCAACCCCUCAAAAGGCAGGGAGCGUGGAGAGUAGGAUGGGAUGAGGAACCUCAUUUGAGAAUGUCUCAAGUGUUUGCCUUUCUACAGUUGCUGUUUUGGAGAGAUCCUGUUGAGGAAAUCUUUGUUGCUCAUGGGCAAUAAGGCGUUUUGAAACUUUACAAAGAGUUCUUUCUGAUUUGCACUGAGUCAUCUUUUGUACACAAUGACCAUUUUUUCUUCUUCUCCCCUCCACACCAAUGCACAAAGUCAGGUUGGUGUGUUGAGAUGGCAUGUUGAGGGGAGGCGAGAAUUUGUGUUUCGAGGGCCAGAUGCACUCAGUCUUGGUUGCCUUAAGAGUCUUUCAGGCCAGGUCCGUGCUCGGCUUGUCAUAGGGAAUUUUAAAGCAUACACAUUCUUAGCUACCUUCACACGAGUUCUUCAAGCGUUCUAAACUAUCAGUAACCGCCACUUCCUCUCUGCCACUACUUCCCAAAAACUCAGUAGAUAACUAUUUUUGUUACCAUAUUAUAACGGGAAUAUUUAUAUGGUAGUCUCUAUAGUCUUAUGAUUUCCUUUCCAAAAAUGCCUCAUGUGAUGUCUUAUCCUUCACAAGGUAUAGUUUAAAGGCACAAGGUCAUGUCCAUUGUUAUAGCAGUUGAAUGUGCAUUGAAUAUUUUUCUAUUUUUUUAAAUCACAAUAGAAAAAGUAAGCAAGCUGUUGUCACCUGUGUGAUUUAUGACCAUUUAUGUAUUUAUAUUUGAAACAAGAUUUCUAUAACUUGUAUUUGUGUAUAGAACUUUCCAUGGGUUUAUAUAUUGUGAAUUUUUAUCCAAGAUUGAGAUGUGGAUUAUGCUUAACAUUAAAAGAUAAAAUAAGACCAUUUGUUUAAAAUGUACUGUGCAUGUUUGGAAGUGUAUAUUAAUAAUUUAUACCUGGCAUUUGUUUAUACCUCCAAGUUUUUACACUGAAGAUAAACUAGCUUUAAUUACAUUCAAACAAUUUAAGGGCGUAAGCAGUUAGGCUGAGUCAGUAUAAACAUUCAGCUUAUUUUCUGGUGUUAAUGAAGGUUUAUUCUCCUGUCUCACUGCAUUGUAGCUGACUGCAGAGAUUAAAGCACAACUUAGAAGCA